Pyrus x bretschneideri (Chinese white pear) is the source of this 1998-nucleotide messenger RNA. Its product is annotated as protein NRT1/ PTR FAMILY 5.8-like. NCBI's taxonomy places the organism in Eukaryota, Viridiplantae, Streptophyta, Magnoliopsida, Rosales, Rosaceae. The record is from RefSeq and is a predicted model, not a curated record. Gene Ontology annotation, cellular component: membrane. The transcript has 4 exons. Gene Ontology annotation, molecular function: transmembrane transporter activity. Gene Ontology annotation, biological process: transmembrane transport. The coding region runs from base 350 to 1981 and encodes 543 amino acids.
GUUGGAGAGCUUAGUGAUUUGCCGAGUGUAUACCAUUGUAUAGAUACAACAUUUUCACAAGUGUUUGGAAAAGGAUGAAAAAGUAUCGCCAAUGAUGAUGAAGUUUGCAUUAUUGUUUAUUGGUGGGAAUAUGAAAACAAUAGUAGCAGCACAUUGUGAUCUCCAGAUGAUGACAGAUUCAUAGGAGAGCUCUUGUGGCUUACAGGUUUCCUUCUUCUCUGAAUUCCCCAUAAACCCUAAAUCCGAGCUCCGUGGCUAUAGCUCAAUUUUCUGGUAGCUUGGAUCGCAGUGGAGGUUAUAUCUUAAAGGGAUCACGAGCAGUCAUCCUUUGAUAUAAUUUUGGAACAUCAUGGCUGGAUCAGGAGGAAAAAGACUCGGCAACUCUUGCAUUCUUCUGAUAGUGAUUGCUGGGAUGGAGAGAUUUGCAUACAAAGGAGUGGCAUCGAAUUUAGUUACUUAUUUAACCGAUGUGGUACAAAUGAGCAACUCUGCGGCGGCCAAGACGGUGAACAGUUGGUGUGGGUUCACAUCCAUGCUCCCACUCUUAGUUGCACCCCUUGUUGACUCUUACUGGGACAGAUAUCCCACCAUAUUGGCAUCUUCUUUCCUCUAUGUUGCAGGGCUUGUGGCAUUGACAUCAACAGCAUUCACCCGGGCAUCAUCUGCUGCAAACAAAACAAGUUCCAAUUCAUCAUUUCUAUUUUGGUCUCUGUAUUUGAUUUCUGUUGGUCAAGGUGGCUACAACCCAUCUCUACAAGCAUUUGGAGCAGACCAACUGGACAGUGAAGAGGAACUGCCUAGCAGCAAAGAUGACCAAAAAUCUAACAAAAAGAGUGUGUUUUUUCAGUGGUGGUAUUUUGGUGUUUGCAGUGGCAGCCUCAUGGGUGUCACUCUCAUGUCCUACAUUCAAGACACUUUCGGUUGGAUUCUAGGUUUUGCCAUCCCCAUGAUAUCGAUGGUUAUAUCGGUCGUGGUAUUUUCCUGUGGAAGCCGAAUCUAUACAUAUAGAGAGAAUGAUCAGGCCAUGGAUUAUAAGCCCGUUUUCAACAUAGCUCAAGCUAUCAAGGCAGCCGCAUUAAAGCUAAUGAAAUGCAGAAUCACAUUACCAAAUGAAACUAAUGUUAGUGAACUAGAGCUUCAAGAGAAACCGCUUUGCCAUCAAAAUAUUAGCAGCACGGUGAGCAUGGUUGAGAAUCCCAAAAGCCGCUUCUACGUGCUUGAAAAUGCGAAAGUGCUUUUGAGGCUUCUGCCAAUAUGGAUUAUGCUUUUGAUGUUUGCAGUGAUUUUCCAACAGCCUCCAACAUUUUUCACCAAACAAGGCAUGACAAUGAAGAGGAACAUUGGAAGCAACUUCAAGAUUCCACCAGCAACUCUGCAAAGUGCCAUUACACUUUCCAUAAUCCUCCUGAUGCCUCUGUAUGACAAAAUAAUGAUCCCGGUUACACGUCUGGUUACGUGUAGCGAAAAGGGUCUCAGCGUGAUGCAACGGAUGGGGAUUGGAAUGUUCGUUUCAGUCAUAGCAAUGGCCAUUGCAGCGGUUGUGGAAACAAAAAGGCUCAAGAUCAGCAGGGAAAUGGAAAUGCGGGGAUCUCAAUCCGAGACGGUGCCAUUAAGCAUCUUCUGGCUGCUGCCACAGUACAUUCUUUUGGGCAUUUCAGACAUUUUCACCGUUGUUGGAAUGCAAGAGUUUUUUUACUCUGAAGUUCCGGGAAGAAUGAGAACAAUGGCCUUUGCAUUGUACACUAGUGUUUUUGGGGUGGGAAGUUACCUGAGUACCGUUUUGAUUGCAACAGUUGAAGCAGUUACAAGUUCCAAAGGAAGGCAGAGCUGGUUCUCUGAUGACAUGGGUGAAGCUAGGCUUGACAAAUACUACUGGUUUUUGGCAUCACUAAGUGCACUGAGCUUUGUGUUUUAUGUAAUUUUGUCUACGUGUUACACAAGUAAGAAGGAUCUGGAUUUGGAAAAUGAAACCUGUAAAUAAAGCUUUUGUUUGAGGAA